Daldinia vernicosa is the source of this 1666-nucleotide messenger RNA. RefSeq lists its product as uncharacterized. Lineage: Eukaryota; Fungi; Ascomycota; Sordariomycetes; Xylariales; Hypoxylaceae. Bases 175 to 1467 code for a protein of 430 amino acids. The record is from RefSeq and is a predicted model, not a curated record. The transcript is spliced from 2 exons.
CAGCAGCUGCCGGGGGGCCGGCAUUGGAAAUUUUAGUUUCAAGUCGAUUGGAAUAAAAUAAAUUAAAUAAAAUUAUCUAAGCUCCGAAGCUUCACUUCAACCGCGGGGUGACUUCGAUGAUAAUUGACGAGUACCUAAGGUAGGGUAGUUACCUGUUAAACAAAAGCUGGAGUUAUGUCGAGAUAUUCGGCGCUGAGCGCAUUGUGCGCGAGCAAUGCCGCUUGGGAAUCUGCUACGAGGAGGAUAACCGCAUCUACACGGCGGACCUUCUCGUCUUCCACCCGACGAAAUGCGGGCAUCGCACACUUCACACCAACCUCGUCCUCCGAGCUCGACGAACUCCUCGGCACGAUCCGGCACAAGAUCAUCCUCCCCGCGUACCUACCGACGGAGCAGCGCAAGAAGAUCUUCUCGCCGAAAUGGGAGAAGAGACUCCAAUCGGACCCCAUCAUCAUCGAGAUCGACGGCGAGGUUCUGAAGUUCCGAUACCAGAACCCCUUCAAAGACGUCCCCCAGACGCGGCGCUCCGUCCUCGACGCCAUCGCGCUCUUCGAGGCCCCCGAGGACUUCGCCAACCUGCGCCCUCUGAUCGAGGGCGUCGCCUACGCGCGCCGCCGCUUCGACCCGGGCUUCUACUGCAAACUCACGCGCGUACUCGGCACCAAGGGGCGCAUCUUCGAAGUCAUCGAGCUGGCGCGCGGGGUGGCGCGGACGGGGUUCCGCCUCGACUCGAGCGAGAAGGUCAACGAGGUCAUGCACUUCGUCGUGAUGAAGGCUGUCGACGCGAACGGGGAUCCGGUAGUAGAAACGGUAAACUUUACCGACGAGAACGGGGAUCUGGUGGAAAUAACGAAGGUUAGGGAUCCGGUGGAAGAGACGGCCAAGGCUCUACGAUGGGCCGAGAUAGUCCUGGAGCUGCUGCAGCUGGAGGAGCAUCAGCCGAAGCGUCUGAAGACCGACCCGGUGGUCGAGGGAGAACUGCCGCUGCACAGGGACCCCAUGGUCCUCCUUGCGCCGCUGCAUAUCGCUGCGGCGCUGGUGUCGAAGCAAGGCGACGAGGUCAGCGAAGCCGUAGUCGACAAGCUGGUCAAGCACGCGCGGGACGUAGUUAGGUUAUGGCCCGAAGGCAAGAAGCUCCGCGAAGUGCAGCCGCAGGCGCUAUACGAAAAAUACGAGAAGAUGGGGUACCUAAAGAAUCCCAACAAGUUCCUCGCCAUAACCGCGCCUCUGCUACGGGGUCUCGACAUAGCCGUCGAGGUCCUCGAGGCCGACAACGCGGAGCUCGCGGCGCAGCUCCGAUCCCGUCGGGAUGUUCUCGCUGCUGAGGUUCAAAAAGCGCGCGCGAAGGUGAGCGAGAGGAUGAGGCAGGCGAGGGAGAAGAUGCGGGAGGCGGGCGAGGAGGUGGAGGAGGCGGGCGAGAAGAGGGGGGAGGCGGUGUAUCAGAAACUAUAUGGUAAUGAUGCAUGAAAAGGAAUAAAAGAAGGGAGAAAAAAAUACAAAAAAUUACUGGCCUUGUACAGGAGUCAUGAUAGAUUCAGAUCUGAUCAUAUCAGAUCAGAUCCGAUCAAAUGAUGUGUAUAAUACCGCCGCCGCCGCUGCCACCGCAAUUGUACUUGUACAUAUAUACAAACAAACUGAUCGAUAUUUACCAACAAGAAGCGUGCCU